Fraxinus pennsylvanica is the source of this 933-nucleotide messenger RNA. The record is from the annotation of a GenBank genome assembly. NCBI's taxonomy places the organism in Eukaryota, Viridiplantae, Streptophyta, Magnoliopsida, Lamiales, Oleaceae.
AUGGGGCAUCACUCUUGCUGCAACCAGCAGAAGGUUAAGAGGGGUCUUUGGUCACCUGAGGAAGAUGAAAAGCUCAUUCGAUACAUCACAACUCAUGGUUAUGGCUGCUGGAGUGAAGUCCCUGAGAAAGCAGGGCUGCAAAGAUGUGGCAAGAGUUGUCGUUUGAGAUGGAUAAACUACUUGAGACCUGAUAUCAGAAGGGGAAGAUUUACACCAGAAGAGGAGAAGUUAAUUAUCAGCCUUCAUGGGGCUGUAGGGAACAGAUGGGCUCAUAUAGCAAGCCAUUUGCCUGGAAGAACUGACAAUGAGAUAAAAAAUUAUUGGAAUUCAUGGAUCAAAAAGAAGAUAAGAAAGCCUUCUUCGACAUCUUCAACAAACAUUGCACCAAGCAUUAUUGAGCAAAAUUCCCAAUUCACAUACACGCAAAACCAGCAGAUGGACUUCUUAAAUCAAGAUUUGGCUACAAAGAGACAGAUUCAAGAUACACUAUAUCCUUUACCUUGUCCUCAAUUCAUGUUUGAUAUUGGUUUAGCAAUGGAUGGUGCAAAUGGAAAUGUUGAUGGAAAAAUUGAUCAGUUUCUACAAGAAAAUGCAGGAUUAAUUAACUCUGAGACAUGGCAAGUAAACCAAAAUCAAGAAAUGAUCCAACCAGUUUCCUAUACGAGUGCACUGGACCCGAAUUGUUUGCCUCCAUUGAUGGAGAACCUAGAGAGUAUGGUGCCUAUGGAAGUGCAAUCUUGUAGCAUAAAUUUGGAAGGACAAAUGACCCUUGAUUGCCUGCAGAGAAAUGAGCUUAAUGAAUGGGAUGAUACACAACAAUGUCCCAAUUUUUUCUUUUGGGACCAAGCAGAAGGACAACUUGGUGGGCAGGAAAUUUACCCUACUUCAUCAAGCACGGGAAAUAUUCUAUCUUCUUAUCCUUCAUCUCUCUAA